Molecule: messenger RNA, 1911 nt
Organism: Diplodia corticola
Lineage: Eukaryota; Fungi; Ascomycota; Dothideomycetes; Botryosphaeriales; Botryosphaeriaceae
Product: hsp70-like protein
Exons: 3
Coding region: 1-1911 (636 amino acids)
Biological process (GO): cellular response to unfolded protein; protein refolding; vesicle-mediated transport
Cellular component (GO): plasma membrane; cytosol; nucleus
Molecular function (GO): ATP hydrolysis activity; heat shock protein binding; ATP-dependent protein folding chaperone
Source: RefSeq, a predicted model, not a curated record
AUGGCGCCCGCCAUCGGUAUCGAUUUGGGUACUACCUACUCGUGCGUCGGCAUCUUCAGAGAUGACCGCAUCGAGAUUAUCGCCAACGACCAGGGCAACCGUACCACGCCCUCGUUCGUUGCCUUCACUGACACCGAGCGUCUGAUCGGUGACUCGGCCAAGAACCAGGUCGCCAUGAACCCCCACAACACCGUCUUCGACGCCAAGCGCUUGAUCGGCCGCAAGUUCAACGACGCCGAGGUCCAGGCUGAUAUGAAGCACUUCCCCUUCAAGGUCAUUGAGAAGGGUGGCAAGCCCAUCAUCCAGGUCGAGUUCAAGGGCGAGGAGAAGACCUUCACCCCUGAGGAGGUCUCGUCCAUGGUCUUGACCAAGAUGAGGGAGACCGCUGAGUCGUACCUUGGUGGCACCGUCAACAACGCUGUUGUUACCGUCCCUGCCUACUUCAACGACUCUCAGCGUCAGGCUACCAAGGACGCCGGUCUCAUUGCCGGCCUGAACGUCCUCCGUAUCAUCAACGAGCCUACUGCCGCUGCCAUCGCCUACGGUCUUGACAAGAAGGCCACCGGCGAGCGCAACGUCAUGAUCUUCGAUCUUGGUGGUGGUACCUUCGAUGUUUCCCUUCUUACCAUUGAGGAGGGUAUCUUCGAGGUCAAGUCCACUGCCGGUGACACUCACCUGGGUGGUGAGGACUUCGACAACCGUCUCGUCAACCACUUCGAUCUUACCGCCAACGCUCGUGCCCUCCGCCGUCUCCGCACUGCCUGCGAACGUGCCAAGCGCACCCUUUCCAGCUCUGCUCAGACCUCGAUCGAGAUCGACUCCCUGUUCGAGGGCAUUGACUUCUACACCUCGAUCACCCGUGCCCGUUUCGAGGAGCUUUGCCAGGACCUCUUCCGCUCCACCAUGGAGCCCGUCGAGCGUGUCCUCCGUGACGCCAAGAUCGACAAGUCGUCCGUCCACGAGAUCGUCCUUGUCGGCGGCUCCACCCGUAUCCCCAAGAUCCAGAAGAUGGUCUCCGACUUCUUCAACGGCAAGGAGCCCAACAAGUCCAUCAACCCCGACGAGGCUGUUGCCUACGGUGCCGCUGUCCAGGCUGCUAUCCUGUCUGGUGACACUUCUUCCAAGUCCACCAACGAGAUCCUUCUGCUCGACGUCGCUCCUCUCUCCCUCGGUAUCGAGACCGCUGGUGGUGUCAUGACUCCUCUGAUCAAGCGCAACACCACCAUCCCCACCAAGAAGUCUGAGGUCUUCUCCACCUUCUCCGACAACCAGCCUGGUGUCCUCAUUCAGGUCUUUGAGGGUGAGCGUGCUCGCACGAAGGACAACAACCUGCUCGGCAAGUUCGAGCUUACCGGUAUUCCCCCGGCGCCCCGCGGUGUUCCCCAGAUUGAGGUCACCUUCGACCUUGAUGCCAACGGAAUCAUGAACGUCUCCGCCCUCGAGAAGGGUACCGGCAAGACCAACAAGAUCGUCAUCACCAACGACAAGGGUCGCCUUUCCAAGGAGGAUAUCGAGCGCAUGCUUGCCGAGGCUGAGAAGUACAAGGCUGAGGAUGAGGCCGAGGCUUCCCGCAUCUCCGCCAAGAACGCUCUUGAGUCCUACGCUUACUCCCUCCGCAACACCCUCUCCGACCCCAAGGUCGACGAGAAGCUCGACGCUGGCGACAAGGAGAAGCUCAAGGCUGAGAUCGACAAGGUUGUUGCUUGGUUGGACGACAGCCAGCAGGCCACCAAGGAGGAGUACGAGGAGCAGCAGAAGGAGCUUGAGGGUGUUGCCAACCCCAUCAUGAUGAAGUUCUACGGCUCUGGUGGUGAGGGCGGUGCUCCCGGCGGCUUCCCUGGCGCGCCCGGCGGUGCCGCUCCCGGUGGCGCUGGCGGCGACGACGGCCCCACCGUCGAGGAGGUUGACUAA